AUGGUUCGCAACCUAGUUGUCAUCGGAGGGACCUCCCACCCUCAGUUGACAGAAAACAUAUGCGGCGUAUUAGGAAUCCCAAAAGCCGAUGUGCUCCUCUCCAAGUUUGCUGUCGGUGAAACUCGGGUAGAAAUUCAAGAAUCCGUCCGUGGAAAGGACGUCUAUAUCAUUCAAUCUGGCGGCGGCAAAGUCAACGACCACCUGUUGGAGCUUUUGAUUACCAUCUCGGCAUGCAAAACAGCCUCAGCUCGCCGGGUUACCGCUGUGCUUCCUCUGUUCCCAUACUCUCGCCAGAGUGAUAUCCCCUACGACAAGACCGGGGCUCCCCUCGCCAAAUCAUCCGUCAACAACCGCCCAAACAAUGGCUACACUUUUGAGAGCACUCCUUCUACCCCAGGCCUAGGCGGUAAAACCGAGGGCCUUGGUGUCAUUAAUGGUAUGGAUAACCUCCAGAAGAGCCUUGCCAAGGCUCAGAUCGAGGAGUCAAAUGGCAGCCCUGUCAAGAAACAGCGUCCUGUGAAUGCAAUACGAAUGAGUCGAUCAACGGAGGCACGGGAAGAUUCGGCGAGCGCCGUUUCCUAUGCGAAGAUCAAUGCUUUCCAGCCACGCCCGGGAUACAAGCAGUGGGUUGCACAGGCUGGAACCCUGGUGGCUGACUUGUUGACUUGCGCGGGCGCGGAUCACAUCAUCACUAUGGACUUGCACGAUCCUCAAUACCAGGGCUACUUUGAUAUCCCUGUGGACAAUCUCUACGGCCGCCCUCUUCUCAAAAGCUAUAUCCAGCGGAAUGUCCCAAACUACAAGCAAGCUGUCAUUGUCAGCCCAGAUGCAGGUGGUGCCAAACGUGCAACAGCCAUCGCUGACCAGAUGGGAAUUGAGUUUGCUUUGAUCCACAAGGAGCGCCGCCCCACAAAGAUCACAGACCGCCAGAACGCAACCAUGAUGCUGGUCGGUGACGUCCGCGAUCGGGUAGCUAUUCUAAUUGAUGAUCUAGCUGAUACCUCUAACACUAUCACCCGCGCUGCGAAGCUCUUGAAAAAAGAAGGGGCCUCCCAGGUGUAUGCGCUAGUCACCCACGGGAUCCUCAGUGGUGACGCUAUUGAGCGUAUCAAUGCCAGCUCAUUGGACAAAGUAGUGGUGACCAACAGUGUGGACCAGAGCGACCACCUGCGUCGUUGCCCCAAGCUCGAGGUGCUCGAGGUUGGCCACGUUUUUGCCGAGGUAGGUCUUAUAAGUCCGCUUCGAAUGCGCCACCCACGAUUUGCUGACCGCUUCAUGCAGGCCAUCCGUCGUGUUCACCACGGUGAGAGCAUCAGCGUCUUGUUCCAAUACGACUGA
This is a messenger RNA of Penicillium chermesinum, 1338 nucleotides long. RefSeq names its product ribose phosphate diphosphokinase subunit PRS5. The transcript has 3 exons. The record is from RefSeq and is a predicted model, not a curated record. Gene Ontology annotation, molecular function: magnesium ion binding; ribose phosphate diphosphokinase activity. Gene Ontology annotation, biological process: purine nucleotide biosynthetic process; 5-phosphoribose 1-diphosphate biosynthetic process. Gene Ontology annotation, cellular component: ribose phosphate diphosphokinase complex; cytoplasm. Lineage: Eukaryota; Fungi; Ascomycota; Eurotiomycetes; Eurotiales; Aspergillaceae. The coding region runs from base 1 to 1338 and encodes 445 amino acids.